GUGGGGGGUUUAUCUUUUAGUUCUAUUUGAUCUAAUCGACAUUUCGGGAGACGCACGGUUUAUCGUGACAGCGUUAGUUGGUUACCGUGAAGCUGUUGCAGUUGAUAAUACACCGAAUGGGAUAGCAUCCAGCAUCGAUCAGUACGGAGAACGCGUUUUACAGUAGCGGAGAGAAGUACACGUCAACAAUCCAUCGACAAGGCGUGUAAGCCCAUUCGUACGCUGGGUAGAAAUGAUCACGCCGCUGCAGCUCACAAUUUGAAUUUGGAGACACAGACGUCGCUUUGAAUACUAAAUAGAUGAACCGCAACAGCAACACCUGAACAGCUCAGGAAAGCUCAAGUUCGUGCACGGAGCGAGAAGUUGAUCGUAUCGAGGAAGUCGAUCGGGUGAAAGUUGUGCCUUCUAGUAACCGUGCGUCUAGGGUGCCUACUGCCCCACCGACACGCAAUCCCGUCGUCACCCGUCGUGGUAAUAGUGGUAGUAACGAGCAAAUUGUCCCGGAGGUACACACAACCUAGGAUACGUGCCCGCAAGUAACUGCCGCGCCGAAAAGCGAUCGCUUGUGGACCACAACUUCCCGUUGUGGGGGAGACAAGAACCAGUCAAACGAGCCCACCACCAACACGAAGCAACAUCGUGAAGCCACCAGCCAGACGGCGACGGCGCUGCGAACAAUAAACUGGUGUUGACCAGCGGACAAACGGUUCAGUCUUCGGUUGUACGCGCCCGCGGAAACAUCUUGGCCACUGCUCCGUACGCACCGUUUUCCCAGUACGACGAACACUCUCACCACCUCAAACGCGCCGCCACCCACUCGGUUCGCGGUUCGGUCUAUCGCUGCUUGGGGAACACAUUCGUGCCGUUGCGCUUCAUUCCCGUUUGUGUCUGUGUGGUGGUCGCUCGAACGUUUUUUUUUUAGUUGUUUUGGCUGACGUGCGUGCGUGACUUCGCGAAGCGUAACAACGUGUCCGGUCCGGUAAAACGAAUAGUUUUUUCCCCCCCACUCUCUGUGAGCGGUGAGCUGGAAGCGGAAGGCAAGACAGCAACAUGUGUGGCAUUUUUGCGUAUCUGAAUUUCCUUACGCCGAAGACACGGCGCGAAGUGUUGGAUCUGCUGUUGAAUGGGCUGAAGCGGCUCGAGUACCGUGGGUACGAUUCGGCCGGUGUGGCCGUCGACGGUGCCACGGUCGAUGCCGACAUCCUGCUGUUCAAGCGCACCGGAAAGGUGAAGGUGCUGGAGGAUGCGAUCCGGGCGGCGGCCCAAACGGUAGAUUUUAGCGAAUCGUGUGACACGCACGUUGGUAUUGCGCACACCCGUUGGGCAACGCACGGUGCACCGAGCGAGGUGAACUCGCAUCCCCAGCGAUCGGACGAUACGAACGCGUUCGUCGUGGUGCACAACGGUAUCGUGACGAACUAUAAGGACAUUAAGAAGUUCCUGGAGCUGCGCGGAUACGCGUUCGAGUCGGACACGGAUACGGAGACGAUCGCGAAGCUGGUGCACCAUCUGUGGAAGCAACACCCGAACUAUUCGUUCCGCGAGCUCGUGGAGCAGGUGAUCGUACAGCUGGAGGGUGCGUUUGCGCUGGCGUUCAAGUCGAAACAUUUCCCGGGGGAGUGUGUCGUGACACGGCGUGGUUCACCGCUGCUGGUGGGGAUUAAGGCGAAAACAAGCCUCGCUACCAACCACGUACCGAUCCUGUACGGGAAGGGACACCGGCACGGUUCGUCCGGCAAUGUGCAGGUCGAGCCAACGCCGGACAACACGGCCGACUUCAUCAAUCCGGGCGAGGAGGUCGAAUACUUCUUCGCGUCGGAUGCGUCCGCAGUGAUCGAGCACACGAACCGCGUCAUCUAUCUGGAGGACGACGAUGUGGCUGCGGUGAAGGACGGUGCGCUGGGCAUCCAUCGGCUGAAGAAGAGCCAGGAUGAUCCGCAUGCGCGCGAAAUCACCACGCUCAAGAUGGAGAUCCAGCAGAUCAUGAAGGGCAACUAUCGGUACUUCAUGCAGAAGGAAAUUUUCGAACAGCCCGAAUCGGUGGUGAACACGAUGCGCGGUCGCGUUAACUUCGAAAGCAAGAAGGUGACGCUCGGCGGUAUUAAGGACUACAUCCCGGAGAUAAAGCGUUGCCGGCGGUUGAUGUUGAUUGCGUGCGGCACGUCAUAUCAUAGUGCGGUCGCCACACGGCAGCUGCUGGAGGAGCUAACCGAGCUGCCGGUGAUGGUGGAACUCGCGUCCGACUUUCUCGAUCGCAACACGCCGAUCUAUCGGGACGACGUGUGCUUCUUUAUCUCGCAGUCGGGCGAAACGGCCGAUACGCUGAUGGCGCUGCGGUACUGCAAGCAGCGCGGUGCGCUGAUCGUCGGCAUCACCAACACGGUCGGCAGCUCGAUCUGUCGCGAAUCGCACUGCGGGGUGCACGUGAACGCGGGGCCGGAAAUUGGCGUCGCCUCGACGAAGGCCUACACGUCGCAGUUCAUCUCGCUGGUCAUGUUCGCGCUGGUGAUGAGCGAGGACCGGCUGUCGCUGCAGGGUCGCCGGCUGGAGAUUAUCGAGGGGCUGCGCAACCUGGACGCCCACAUCAAGCAGGUGCUGAUGCUGGACCAGAAGGUGCUGGAGAUUGCGCAGGAUCUGUACCAGCAGAAGUCGCUGCUGAUUAUGGGCCGUGGCUAUAACUUUGCCACCUGCAUGGAGGGUGCGCUGAAGGUGAAGGAGCUGACGUACAUGCACAGCGAGGGCAUUAUGGCGGGCGAGCUGAAGCACGGCCCGCUGGCACUGGUCGACGAUACGAUGCCGAUCGUGAUGAUCAUAAUGCGCGAUCCGGUCCAUCUGAAGUGCAUGAACGCGCUGCAGCAGGUGACGGCCCGGGAAGGGCGUCCGAUCAUCAUCUGCGAGGAGGGCGACGCGGAGACGAUGACGUUCGCGUCGAAGGCGCUGGAGAUACCGCGCACCGUCGACUGUCUGCAGGGUGUGCUGACCGUCAUACCGAUGCAGCUGCUGUCCUACCACAUUGCGGUGCUGCGCGGCUGCAAUGUCGACUGUCCACGAAAUCUCGCCAAAUCGGUCACGGUCGAGUAAGGCGAAUCCGAUCGAUCCGGUGGGGAAAUAUCAGUGUUUGCGUGCGUGCGACGAUCGAGUGUGUGUGAUCGUGGGUGUGUGCGGUUUAACCGUGCGUGUGAAACAGUUGUGUUUUAUUGGAAGGGGUGGAAAAGAAGGGACUCAAAGAGGAAGAGAUAGAUAGAGAGAGGAAGGGAGAGAGAGUCCUGUUUGCGAAACGCUGGAAUAUUCCUUUUCUUUUUUAACAUGCUAGUGCUUUUAUUUUUAAAUUUUAAAUAUCAGAAGAGAAGCUGCCAGGAUGUUUAUUCGGAAGCGUUUAUGUAGCGUUUAAGUUGUUCUCCAAGAGGUUUUUAUUUUUUUUAUUUGUAUUGUUGUUAGUAAGCUAAAAGCGAACUCUUACUCUCUUUCUCACACACACACACACGCCGCAAGAAAAAUCGCGUUGCGGGAAAAUCAAUCAUUUGAUUAAGGGCCAAUAUAUAAAAUUCUUUACUGUUUUCGCUGGCCAUUCCAAUAAGCGACAAAGCUGCUACACAGCACAUCACACGGGAAGCGCGUGAAGAUAUGAAUUUCAAGCUCGUUUUUUUUUUAUUCGUUUUGUUUGUUUUUGCAAUAAGAUCUUGGAAGCAUCCUCCUGGCUCUAUUUCUGUAUGCGCCUAUCAAUAAGCUCCUAUUUUGUAAUUGCUAGUAGAUCGCUAUCAGCGAAACAAUGCAUCGCGAUUGUAACCGGUACCACCGGUCUGUUUGCGAGUUCAAGAUCCGCCACGUACGCAGAUGUCUCGUCGUCACCAACCUGCGCAAACACGCUCACUUUCAACCUGUUUCCACGCCACCACCGCCCGUUUGGUUUCCUGCGGCACACCGAUGGGGGGAGGUAUUUAUGGUGUUUCGUCGGUGGAACCCCGCACCAAAACUACUAGCUCGAACCGCGACCACCGCGUUGUCUGUCUGCGUGUGUACCGGCGUCCGGUUACGGUGAUAAGGCACCAUUCGCCCCCUUUAUCGUUAGCAUCACUUUACACGGGAAGCGAUAGGUCGGUCGGUGGGACAGGGCUGUCAAAAGAUGCGCGAAAGAUUUGUCUGUUUGUUGCCUCCCUUCCGUUUUUUUUUUCUUUUGUUUUGCUAACGUGUGCCGUAUCUCAACGCAUGGGUUGGCCUAAUUUUACCUUUCUCAGCGCGCCCUAAACUGUGCAAUAAUGAGCGAAGCGGAGGCAGCAUCGGCGCAAUCGGUAAAUUAGAUGACGUGCGGUCUCCCUUUUGUUUCUAAUCAAUUGGCCAUUGUUUUGAAAGAUUAGAAUUGUUGGCGCGCGCAGCCACCGGCAGCGUGGCAGAUACAAUGUAUUGCUGCCACCGGCACAAAACGCAAAAAAAAGCUCCACAUUUUGGAAAACCCUUUUUUUCUUCUUUCGGUUAAGUAAGGAACUAAAUUUAAGCCAAAAAGCAGUAAGCAGUCCUUGGGGAGCUAGAGUGGAUGUUUAAUGCAGUGGUAGUAUAUAUUGGAUACCAGGGCGGACAGCAGAGUACGGGAAACUUCACCCGGGAACAGUAAACAGGCGAGAAGGAAAAUAAGCCAACACACUAAUUCCAAUUGCGAUGCGUUUGCGACAGCAAUUUUAUAUAGAUACACACCGUAUAGUAGUUGAUAAGGAACGUCGCCUCCGGCUGUAGCGCUUGGUAGCCAUGUAGCCAGCAGUUGCAAUGUGUAAUGUGAAUAAAGUAUUAGUGCUUUCUUUUUAUUGGUAAAA
This is a messenger RNA of Anopheles moucheti, 4805 nucleotides long. RefSeq names its product glutamine--fructose-6-phosphate aminotransferase [isomerizing] 2-like. The record is from RefSeq and is a predicted model, not a curated record. The coding region runs from base 1051 to 3081 and encodes 676 amino acids. Gene Ontology annotation, biological process: UDP-N-acetylglucosamine metabolic process; carbohydrate derivative biosynthetic process; protein N-linked glycosylation. Gene Ontology annotation, molecular function: L-glutamine:D-fructose-6-phosphate transaminase (isomerizing) activity; carbohydrate derivative binding. NCBI's taxonomy places the organism in Eukaryota, Metazoa, Arthropoda, Insecta, Diptera, Culicidae. The transcript has a single exon.